GCAUGCUUUGACAUCAUGCAUUGCAUAAAAAUGAGCUGCAGCCGCAUGUUCAUGCAGGACAGAGGAUGUAAUGACGGUUUGGGAUUGCUGAGCGUUGGCGGCAUCUCCUCUUGUGAAAGCCAAAUCGUCCGCAGUCCUCCGAUGUCCAGAACAUCCCUCCAUACAUCCUGCAAUUCUCUAGAAGCAGCAGGGCCUUCAGAAAGCAUGGAUUUCUGUAGUGACCACGAAGUGUCUUCUAUCGAGUCUACAUCUCUAGGAGUGUCACCUGCAGACUCUGUGGACAGCAGUACAGAAAUCCAUGUCAGUCUAAGGAAGAAAGUGAAGAACAGGAUCUGCUCAUUCUUCAAGAGGACAUGGAAUGCUAUAAAGCGUCCUUCGCUCAGUGUUGAAACACUGACAGAGCCGUUUACGCCUCCGUCAAAUGACACAGAUCUAGACGGUGCAGAUUCAGCACGUCUUGCGGAUCCUAGGCUGGCUGAAUGGAGCUUUGACAGUGCCAACAACCCCUUUGAAGGAGGACAGUCUUCCAUGAGCCUGAAGGAGCCGAGUGACGAAGAGGCGCCUUCUGUGGAGAACAGCACAGGUAGUUUAUGUGGUUUUGAGUAUUGUAAAUCACAGUACUUUGCUGGAUAUCUGAUGAGCACACUACUGAGUGCACUGCAGCACUGCAGGGCAUCGACUCCAAGACUGUGA
Molecule: messenger RNA, 693 nt
Organism: Puntigrus tetrazona (Sumatra barb)
Lineage: Eukaryota; Metazoa; Chordata; Actinopteri; Cypriniformes; Cyprinidae
Exons: 4
Coding region: 16-693 (225 amino acids)
Source: RefSeq, a predicted model, not a curated record